CAUGGAAGUGUCAGAGUGUCAACAACGGACAGGCAGCAGCAGCAGCAGCAGCGCGGCAGCACUGUCCGGAGCAGGGAGGGGGGAGUCAAGAGGCUGUUUAAUCGUCGACAUACUUGUCUGAGAUGGGGGAUGAUCGACCUUUUGUAUGCACUGCCCCUGGAUGUGGGCAGAGAUUCACAAAUGAAGACCACCUGUCAGUUCACAAACACAAGCAUGAAAUGACAUUAAAAUUUGGCCCUGCCAGAACAGACUCUGUUAUCAUUGCAGAUCAGACCCCUACACCCACACGUUUCCUUAAGAAUUGUGAGGAGGUUGGUCUGUUCAAUGAGCUGGCCACCUCCUUUGAACAGGAGUUUAACAAAGCACACGAUGACGAGCAAAAGACAAAACACCCGGCUGCACCUUUACAAACACCAUCUGAAGUAAAAGAUGAGGAUGAGGGGCCUUUACAAGUCGAUUCCUCCUCUCCUGGAAGUCCAGAUUCGUCAUCCAGCAUGUCAGAUGACAGCAUGGACUCAAGGGUGAGAGGCAAGGAGAUCCCAGCAAAGCCCGUGGCAAGCUCUGCUCCAACUCCAACCAUUGUGCGUCCAGUUUCUCUUCCCCUUCACCUGAGUAAUGACUCACUUCAUCCAACUCUGCCUUCUCCAACAUCUGUCAUCACGCAAGCUCCACCCUCCAACAGACAGCUCGGUUCCCCAACAAGCUCUUAUCCACUGGUGAGGCACCUCCCUAAUGGCCAGACAGUCCCUCUUCUUCCUAGUCCUGUGCAGAUGACCUCAGUCAUAUCUCUUGCAAGGCCAUUGAACUCAGUGCCUAACAUCCCUGGAAUACCAGGACCUCCAUUGGGCGGGGCCAGCAGCGGGUCAUCCUCGCCGUCUGGGUAUAGUCUGCACUCUGAGACAAAGAUGCGACUGAAGGCAGCUCUGACUCAUCAGGGCCCAGGAGCACAAGAUGGGGCUGGUGGGGGGGCAGGAUCCAUCCCUGCUGUCCCCCAGCGGCAAGAACACAGCCAGCAGUUCUCUCAAAACGCUGAUGCACCAUCACCUGCCCAACCCCAGGUGUCCCCAGCUCAGCCGACAGGAGGCAGGCGGCGGCGAGCGACAGAGAUGGAUCCGGAUGAAAGGAGGCAGCGUUUUCUUGAGAGAAACCGUGCAGCCGCCUCACGCUGCAGGCAGAAACGAAAGGUCUGGGUAAACUCUUUGGAAAAGAAGGCUGACGAUCUCGCCAACAUGAAUGUCUCCCUUUCAAAUGAAGUCUCCCUGCUGAGGAAUGAGGUGGCACAGUUAAAACAGCUCCUCCUGGCCCACAAAGACUGCCCUGUGACUAUCAUGCAGAAAAAGGCAGCUUUCUUAGCUGCAGGAGGAGAAGAAACCUCCAGGGAUGCUCCCACCGAACCCACCGGCUCCCCAGCUGCAGUCAUUCAGCACGGGCCGACACCCCCUGCCUCCGCCCCCAGUCCAGGGGCCACCAUCAACGGCAUGAGUGUCCGUGCUGCAGAGGCAGUCGCUAUGUCGGUCUUGGCCGGCAUGGGAUCUGGCCAGCCAGGAGGGAUUGUCAUGGUAACACAGCCACAGUCGACUUCGAGAUGAUGUGCUGAUGCAGGUGGAAAGUGUGAACUUGAGUGACCAGACUGGUGCAAAGUGAUUGAAAAGAGGAACCCACCCCAGACUAAGAUUCCCUCCUCCCAUACACAGGCAGUGAUAAUCACACACAGACACUGCACAGUGCCUCCGUCAACCCUCCAGUCCGCCAGGCUCCCUGCCCAGAGAAUCUUAGUCACUCUGUAUGUACAUAUGAAUUACACAGCGGAAAACAACUCUGCAGGCUCUGGGGUCAUUUCUUGUUAAGUUAUGACGGUUGAGAAAUGUUUUUCAAGGUAUGAUACGUAUGAAUGGAAAAUCUUAGUCAGAUUUAUCCGAUUUAUUUUCAUUUCACCUGAAAAUGCAGCUUCAGUCCGACUUUUUCCCACACGCUGGCUGUGAUGAGGUUUGUUGCUUUCCAGGCUGACAAUUUUAUUUGUAUUUUGCAGUUGUAAAAAAAAAUGUCAUGCCUGAUACUGGUCGUUCACGUAAUGUUCUGCUGAUGUAGUGAAAGUAUAGUGAGAGAUUGGUUCGGAAGAUUGCAGUAAAAAGCCACCUGGAAACCGUUUCUAAUGCAUCUUUUUUUGCUUAUUUUUCAAACUGUCCUUUAGUUUUCUCACAUGACGGCUUGGUCAGCUGAGUGUUUUAACAAACCAAAUUCUAGAUAUGUGCACAGUUUACCCUGUGAGUUUGUGCCUGACUUUUUUACCACCAUUUUUUAAGCCAUUUGGAGUGGAUGUCAUUACAUUAAUCAUGUAUGUAUAGAACCCUAUUGACUGCAUGGAUUACUCAAGGCUGAAAUAUACCACUGUGUGUUCGUGCUUCAUCAUACUAUCACUGUUUAUUGAUCUGCUUUCCUCCUGUUUUAGAACAUGAAAUUAUAAAUGCAAGAAUUGUCCUUGUUCUGUAAGGAUUCCAUCCUCAGUCCUAAUGUAAAACACUUGAAAUGAUUAGCUUGAGAAGGCUUUUAAAUGAUAAUCAAACAUACGAGAUUUGAAAUCCUUUACCCUGGUAUUUACGUUGAGGAAAUAGUAGUGCAAUAUAUUUUUCUCUGUUUCUGAAUUUCAAUGUUCUUGCAUUUAGCUGAUGUGUAGCCCGGAGAUGAGAGCGGUUUGGUCUGUUUAAGUCGAAAGCUAAAGUUAUGUGGAGACCAGAGAAAUGUGAAGAGAAUUCUUGAAUGAAUUAAAGAUCAGUGAUUAGUGCACAUCUGUAUAAAAUACCAGAUGUCCUAGUCUUGGGUGCUUUCCAACAUUUGAAAAGCUGUCUUGUUUCAUGAAGUAGACUUGUGUAAGGUGCUUCUUUUAAAAUUGGAGUUUUUAAACUGCACAUUAUUUUUACCGCAUUGUACUUUCAAUACUAUCGUGUUGUUUUUUUCCCUUUGUCACUUUGUGUUUUUUUUUUGUUUUUUUUUUAAAUAACGUGGUCGUUCUAAGAUGUUAUUUUGUCUCUUUGUGCAUGUAAGGAUUGUUUCUCCAUCAUGUGACAGUAUGUCCUUUUGAUUUUGUUUUCGAGAAAAGGUAUCUCUUUACUUUUCUGAGGAGAUUUAACCACAUGACAAAAAUGUAUCGAAGAUCACUGUACGGAGUGUUUGUCAAAAACUCAGGCUUCAAGAUGGUAAAAAAAACUACUUGUGUAUUGUCUCAACUAAUGGAUACGUUGUGUCUUGGGCAAAUAAUAAAGUAAAUUAAUGUAAAAGAAAA
Labrus bergylta (ballan wrasse) is the source of this 3280-nucleotide messenger RNA. It is a transcript of the gene atf7b, whose product is annotated as activating transcription factor 7b. NCBI's taxonomy places the organism in Eukaryota, Metazoa, Chordata, Actinopteri, Labriformes, Labridae. Gene Ontology annotation, biological process: regulation of transcription by RNA polymerase II. The record is from RefSeq and is a predicted model, not a curated record. Gene Ontology annotation, molecular function: cAMP response element binding; DNA-binding transcription factor activity, RNA polymerase II-specific.